GCAACCUGCGGUCCAAGUGACGCACGCACGGGCGGAGCAUCAAGCAAGCGCCCAAGCACUAGCAGCGUCAAAUUGUCCACCCAUCCCGCUCAUCAGCGCAGAACAGCACGCCGGCCCUGCGCCCCUUCGAUCCGGGAACCUCAGCAGAACCCAAGAGAAUCGGCCGACGCCACGCAGGCGCGGCCAAGAAAAUGCUCCUCCUCAUCCUCUUCGCCCUUCUCGCCGGCGCUGCCGCCUUCCUCCUCUUCAAGUUCGCCACCGUCGUCGAUGGGGACUUGACGCUCGUUUCGCGCGGCCCGCCGCGACGGGAGAGGGUGGACGGCAAGGUCGUGUGGAUUACUGGAGCGAGCCGUGGGAUUGGGGAGGUUCUUGCAAUGCAAUUUGCAAACCUAGGAGCAAAGCUGAUAUUAUCUGCUCGUAAUAAGGACGAGCUUGAGAGAGUAAAACAAAACAUUCUCAGCAAGAAUCCAGAUAGCAGAGUUGAAGCGUUACCCAUGGAUUUAUCAGCUGGUGAAGAAUCUCUAAAACAAGUCGUACAUGGGGCAGAAUCACUCUUUUCUAAUGCAGGCGUUGACUAUAUGAUCCAUAAUGCUGCCUUUGAACGUCCUAAACGGGGGGCACUGGAAGAAAGUGAGGAAGGUCUCAAGGCUACUAUUAAUGUCAAUGUCAUUGGAACUAUUACUCUAACACGCCUUCUUGCACCUUACAUGCUGGAUAGAGGAAUGGGUCAUUUUGUUGUGAUGAGCAGUGCAGCCGGAAAGGUUCCUGCUCCUGGUCAGGCCCUUUAUUCUGCAUCCAAACAUGCUCUCAAUGGAUACUUUGCUUCUCUGCGUUCUGAGUUGUGUACCAAAGGCAUUAAGGUCACUGUUGUCUGCCCUGGACCAAUUGAAACACCACAAUCUUCUGCUACAUCAUCUUCGGUACAAAGGCAUUCUUCUGAGAAACGUGUUUCAGUGGAAAGAUGUGUUGAACUGACGAUCGUUGCAGCAACUCAUGGGCUUAAAGAAGCAUGGAUAUCAUAUCAGCCCGUGCUGACUGUUAUGUACUUGGUGCAAUACAUGCCAAUAAUUGGUUACUGGCUUAUGGAUAAGAUUGGUGCAAAACGGCUGGAUGCGGCCGCAAAGAAAGGCAACACCUACAGUUGGAAUCUCAUUUUUGGCGGCAAGAAGUCAGCAUGACCAAGUUGCUCGUCCCUCCUGCCACCAGGCUUUCUGGACUCCGACCUCCAGAAGUCACUUGUAUGCUAUAUACAAACAAGGUCAAACUGAAAAGAAACAGAGCAUAUAUAACAGCUUAGCCUUAUGGUUUACCGAAAAAUGGACUCGUGUUUGGCACACUGAAAAGAAACAGAGCAUAUAUAACCCCUCAUCAGGAUGAUUGCUAUAUACUGACCACACAGGGUUGUUGUCCUCGAAUCUUGUUUGUUGUAUCACGACUAGUUGCGGUAGUCUCAAUCUUUUUUUCGUCCUCUGCCCUUCGUAAA
This is a messenger RNA of Panicum hallii, 1483 nucleotides long. Its product is annotated as dehydrogenase/reductase SDR family member 7. Gene Ontology annotation, molecular function: oxidoreductase activity. The record is from RefSeq and is a predicted model, not a curated record. The transcript has 12 exons. Lineage: Eukaryota; Viridiplantae; Streptophyta; Magnoliopsida; Poales; Poaceae. Gene Ontology annotation, cellular component: membrane. Bases 192 to 1178 code for a protein of 328 amino acids.